Diachasma alloeum is the source of this 867-nucleotide messenger RNA. RefSeq lists its product as uncharacterized. Lineage: Eukaryota; Metazoa; Arthropoda; Insecta; Hymenoptera; Braconidae. The coding region runs from base 1 to 867 and encodes 288 amino acids. The record is from RefSeq and is a predicted model, not a curated record. The transcript has a single exon.
AUGAAAUUCGGUAGAAAGAGUACUGAGAAAGCCAUGAGUGAAGUGCUCAAGCCAGUAGUAGUGAAGCCUCUCGAGAAGUUGGUUACUCAGUCGGUAGUGAAGACAAUUCCGGAAAUUAAAAAAGAGGAGCAGGAGACAUUCGAUGAUUCUGAGCAAUUUGAAGCUGGUUAUGAUACAGCCUUCGGUGAUUCCACUUUACAACCACAUUCUGAAGUGGAAAAAACACCCAGAAGGAAAAUUCCCCUGCUCAAAACUUCAACACCCACUGAUCGAAUCCCUCAAGUUAAGCUGGAGUCACCGGUAGCUACCCAGAAACUUGUUCAAACGUACCUCGCUCGAUUUAGUACGGAACGUGAAGUCGAUUUGGAUACAGAGUUCGGCGUACGUAAACUACAGAUUGGCAUGAAGAUUGGCUACUUCAAUGUGACUUUCAAUGGGAAUCUCAUGACCUUGAGGAAUGAGAAUUAUAUACGGACUCCUGGUUUAAUUGAAUUGAUCUUUAAACGAUCGCCCAAUAUGAGCCUGGUCACAGAAAGCGAUAAAGAUACUUAUGGACACAUUAUACUGACAACCAAUGCGCAUCGAUUGUACUACCAAGAGAACAAAUCCCUCCGAACAAGUAAUUCCCUGAACUAUCAAACUAUCAUAAAAAAUUUGCUCUUGUCCAAGAAAACUGGAACAGCUCUGCCACACCACAUGAUCGCCUCUAUCAUACCGAGGAAAAUGGAUUACGUCUACUGGGACCAUCCUAAUGAGCUAGUCGACAGACUUCGAUUGCUUAUGGCGUAUCAAGAGGCUGACAACACAAGCCACACCAAUGAAAUCCUGUCAAUAAUGGAGAAAUUACGUGAAGCUGGUAUUAUUUAG